AACGAGCCUUUGAGGAGUGUAUGUCGCGCUGUGCUUUUCCGACCAAAGUGACUCGUAUUUUACCAAUCUUUUUUUUACAAUCGAUAAAACAGAGUUUUGGUGAAUAAUCAGUGAGCAUGUGAGAGGGACUGCCUUCUUCCCUCCUGCGAUGUGUCUGUUACCGUUGUGCAUUAUGUUCAGUGUCGAAGUGACAUAAGUUGAAAUGGAUUUGUUUUGGUAAAUCGCGAUAUGGGAAAGAUGUAUCUUAUGGGAAGGACUUUUAGUGACAGACUCGUCUCUAGCUUCUACAGAUUUUUAGCAAGAUUCUCCGGAAGGAGACGUGGUGUGGACAUGAGGGAGGGAGCUAUGCGGUUGUCGCUUCUGCCGCUUAUCUCCAUCUUGGCUCUCCACACGUUCGGUUCUCUAGUGGAGGGAUGCUCAAGCAGAUCGACACCGAAGCCGAGGCCUCCGGUGUUGCCCGUAGCCCGUCCGAACCCUAAUUUCCACACCACGACUUGUCCCCCGAGUUACGCUGACUCUUUCUGCCUCAACGGGGCGACCUGUUUCACCGUCGACAUAGGAGAGUUCCAGACAUACUACUGCGAGUGCGCUGACGGUUUCAUGGGAAUGAGGUGUGAAUUUAAAGACCUUGACGGAUCGUAUACUCCAUCUAGGCACAGGGUAAUGCUGGAGACAGCUAGUAUUGCAUCUGGAGCGACGAUUGCUGUAUUCCUUGUCGUCUGCAUCUGUAUAUAUGUUUAUGUAAGGAUACAGAGAAAGCACAAACAUAAUCUCAUCACUAGCCAUUGUGAAAGCAGUGGAGAUUUGGGAAAGCAGACCCCUUUCGGGAGAGAGAUCCCACGGAUUGCAUUACAUCACGUCUCAAGAGAAAGGGGCACUGGUGACAAUAUCAGUUUAGGAGUUUAUGAUUUUCAAGGGCACAGAGAGCCAACAUAACAGGAGGUUUGAGACUGGUGUAACAACUCAAAGACGCGCUUUUUGACUCUUUUGUAAGGGAGAAAAAAUCAUGUUAUUAUAUUAUUGUUUUGUUUUUAUUAUUAUUAUUUUUAAUACGGACUAUUCGCUUUUUGGGUUCAAACAUUCCACAUCCUCAUCAAAACGGAUUGGUUUUUUGUUUAGUUUUUUUUUUUUUUUUUACCGAGCGGCAUGCGGAUAAGCCCUCGUCAAUUCACCAAAUGAAACACAUUGUAAACUAUUAAGUGUAUUCAAAACUAUUUAAUGUAAUAAUAUUAUCAUUGUAUUUUGUACAAAGAAUUUUUGUAGAUAUUUAUUUUUCCAUACAUCAGAAGAAGGUGAACUCUAUGCUUGUGUAAUCGAAAAUUCCUUAUAAUGAUAUUUAAACUUUAUUAUUUAAUGUUAAGUGACAUAAUGUUCAUAUGUGGUAAAUUUAUAUCCAUCAUGUCAAUUAAUUGUAAUAAUAAAAACUUACAUAUAAUUGUAUGAACUUGGUUCCUAAUUUAUUAUUAACGUAUGUUUUAGAUGAAUUUCUGUUUUGUGAAUAGAAUUUUGUUGCCAGUAUUAUUGUCUCUUGUUGCUCAUUGGUAUAUUUUUUUGUAAAAAUUUAAUUUGUACAAUAUACCAAAUAAUGGCAAAUACAAAAAUAUUGAGCUCUUCUAGCAGAGAUAAUGUUUCCAAUAUUUUUUUAAAAUACAAUUUUAGCUAACAAAUAAGUUCAGAACCAUGUACCAAAGCUAAUUUAAUCUAGAGUAAAUACCUUGUCCAAAAAAAAUUGUUUUGCAGCUUCACCUAUGGCUAAAGACUUAUUUUAAUUGUGUUUUUAAAAGUGGUUGGACUAUUUAUCUUAAAAACUAGCAAAAAUUUAACAUAGCAUACUAAUGUUCCUCUUAUAAGAACAUCCACUUCCAGUUUAGUGGGAUAAAAUUAACAACAUUAUUAAAAAAUUAGCAAUAUUUAAUUUAAAAAAUUUAACAUAAUUGUGAUAUUUUUUCAUUAACGUUCAAGACUCUUGGAAAAUUAUCUUUUACUCGUGGAAAAAAUUGUACGUAUCGAGUAACAAUAGAUUAAUCAUUAUCUGAUAGUGCAGGUGGAGUGUGCAUCUACACAUAACAAUCUGUGUGUAUUUAAAUUUAUAUAAAUAUUGUAAUUUUUUUUUGUACAUGUGACAUUAUUGGGCACUAGUCAGUUAGCUAGCAGCUUACAAUCCAUAACUUAUAGAAUAAAAUACUUUUUUUUUUCUUAGUCUGCCUCAUUAUAGAAAAGGGAUAUAUUUAAUACAAAUAUACAUAAUAUAUGAACAUC
Messenger RNA from Cimex lectularius (bed bug), 2259 nucleotides. RefSeq names its product protein spitz-like. Gene Ontology annotation, molecular function: epidermal growth factor receptor binding; receptor ligand activity. The transcript has 7 exons. Lineage: Eukaryota; Metazoa; Arthropoda; Insecta; Hemiptera; Cimicidae. Bases 229 to 936 code for a protein of 235 amino acids. The record is from RefSeq and is a predicted model, not a curated record. Gene Ontology annotation, biological process: epidermal growth factor receptor signaling pathway.